UGUCAGCAGUACAGCACACAGGAAACCAAGUAGGCUGGACAACUGCAGUGGAAACACUUCAACCUUUAGGUGUUGUACCAUCAUGGCUUGGUCCCAGGUUUGCUGCUUAGCAAUGUCGAGAAAUUAGGAGAAAAUUAAUUUAACCGGGGGAGAAUUUUUGUUGUUGUUUUUUUUAUAUAGUAAAUGUGACUUCUCUGGUAACCAAGUUAUAUGUCACCUUCCCACAUAAUGGCUUGAGGUUGCGCAGUUAAGUCGGAGUACCACAGCACAUGAGAAGCAUCCUUUUAUCAUCGUCUGCACCAUAGAGGCUCCGCGUACGCAGGCCGGCGGGCGGCGCACCUCCCACCUGGACUCGGCUCGCAGCGCGUCUCGCCCUGCAAGGCUUUUCGCCUCGCGAGCUCGCGAAGACUGUUCCGCGCCGUGGCACGGGCGGCCAACUUCCUGGGUUGCGGGACUACGGGACACUUUUCCGCUGUCUUGACGUUGGAAAAUGAGCCUGCGGGAUGUGAGCGCGGCAGGUCAUGAGAGCUUUGAGGAGAACACCUGCGGAGAACAGCCUUACCUGGACCUCACCUGUGUGCAAGAAGCCAUCAUCACAGUAUGAAGAGACGAGGAGCAUCUCCACGGUGGCCAAGGAGAUUUAUUGGUCAUCCUUUACUUCAGCAGUCUCACUGACCACAUCUGACACAGACCAGGAAGCUGCCGCGGUGAAGUUGGAUCAGGAGCGGGCUGAGAUCGUGGACAGAUAUGACAAGGGUGUUGAAGGCGGAUGGGUGGAGCCGUGGGAGGAGGCCACAUUUGACGUCUAUAAAGUGGUGGACCGAUUUGGAUUCCUACAUAGUGAGGAGCUUCCAGCCUAUAACUCCGUGGAGGAGAAGCAAAAGAAACAUCUGGAAUUGGAGAGGACGGAGAAGUGGUUGAAGAUGCUGAAGAGCUGGGAAAAGUACAAGAACAGCGAAAAGCUGGUUAGAAGGGUCUAUAAGGGAAUUCCACUGCAGCUUCGGGGCCAGGUGUGGUGUUUACUCCUCGAAGUUCCCAAAAUCAAGGAGGAGAAGAAAGAUUUCUAUGAGAAGCUGAAGAUCAGAGCUAGAAUGUUGUCUCCUGAUAUCCGUCAGAUAGAUCUUGACGUGAACCGCACCUACAGAGACCACAUCAUGUUCAUGCGCCGCUAUGACGUCAAGCAGCAGGAUCUGUUCCACGUUCUCACGGCAUACUCCAUGUACAACAGGGAGGUAGGAUAUUGUCAAGGUAUGAGCCAGAUCACAGCUCUCUUACUGAUCUAUAUGAAUGAAGAAGAUGCGUUCUGGGCCCUGGUCAAACUUCUGUCUGGGCAGAAACACGCAAUGCAUGGAUUCUUUGUGCCUGGUUUUCCAAAGCUCAUGCGCUUUCAGGAGCACCAUGACCACAUCCUCAAGAAGAUGCUGCCGAAACUUAAGCGACAUCUAGACAGCCAGGAGGUUUUCACCAGCUUGUACACAAUGAAGUGGUUCUUCCAGUGCUUUCUGGACCGUACGCCGUUCACUUUAACUCUGAGGAUAUGGGAUGUUUACAUCCUGGAGGGAGAGAGAGUUCUGCCCGCCAUGUCUUACACCAUUCUCAAGCUCCACAAAAAGGCCCUGAUGAAGCAGUCUAUGGAGGAGCUUGUGGAGUUCCUCCAGGUGACUCUGUCCAAGAAUUUCUUCUUCGAAGAUGAUUUUGUAAUUGAGCAGCUCCAAAACUCCAUAUCUGAACUCAGACGCUCCAAACUAGAGCUUCCUCCUGAAGGUAAAGACGACGAGUUUCCAAAGAAACCACUUGGCCUGCUGCCACCAGAGCCGGUGGGACUGGCGGCAGCAGCAGCCAAUCACGUCGUAAACGGGCAGAUGCCAGCCAGGCAGAGGGAGGUGGAGGGACCGCCCGUAACCACGAGCGGUUCACCAGACCGGCGCCACGCCAGCAGAAACGUGGAUCCAACACUCCACCCAGGCAAGGGAGAGAGGUGGGCAGGACAAAGUGCAGCUCUGCCCACAGAGAGGAACAUGACCCCAAAAAUCCCCCCUAUGCCCUUGACUCGUGUGACGGAUGGGCUGAUGGGAACCAAUCAUAACCCAGUUGGGCGGAAAGACAUUGCGCCCCGCUGGGUCAAACCCUCUGAGGGUAAGCUGGAGGCAGCCAGGAUGGCGGCCAUGAGGGAGAUCCAGCAGAACUCCGAGGAACCGGGGCAACAGCAGUGGCGGCCCCGCUCCCGCUCCCGCGGCUGCAUCCCGGCCUCCAACCGCGCCUCCAACGCUUCGCAGUAUGACAACGUUCCGGGGCUCGACGGAGGCCUCGCGGAGGUCCCGGAGCCGUACGGGGAACCUCCGCUGAGACAGGGAAGCCCGACCAGGCCCCCCAGCGGGGGGACGUCCGUCCCGUCCUUCCGGCUCCCCCGAACCACCCCCCUCCUCUCUGACCAUCUUCCCAUCCUGAACCCCACCCACCCCCAAAUGUCCAGGCCGUGGUCGGAGGACUUGGCGUACGAUCCCCGCGCCCGCUCGCCUGAUAAGAUGCGGAGGAACAACAGCUAUGCCGCGUACCGACGCCAGUCGCCCCGCGGCACGCCGCUCCUGGUGGCGCCCGCCGAGCUGGCUGCCUGCGUGGACAGUACCAGCGAGGGCAGCCCCUACCUCAGGCAGCCCGCAACCCUCCUGGGGUCGCCUGCCUGCCUUCCUCUGGGGCAGCUCUACGAACGCCAGCUACAGGGCGAGGCUUGGCACUGCGAGAUGGACUGGGUACCCCUGGAGUCUCCAGGUGGGUUAGCCCCCAUUCCCGGUUUCCCGAAGACUCGCCGCUCGCCCACCCGCCCCGCACAGGGUUUGGGAUUCGGGCCGCCGGGCGUCCCAGAUGCAGCGUUGCACUACGGCGGGGCGUACGCAGAGCAGCCCGUUAGGCAGCAGCUCCCCCCGGUGUUCGGAGGAGCUCAGUAUAGGCAGGUCUUUGCGCUGCAGGAGACCAUGCAUCUCUGAGAGGGCGUGAGACAGAAUGGAGGGAGGGAAUGAGAGCGAGAGCGAGAACAACGAAAUGAGAAAGCCAGACACCUUCCCAUCCGCUCCGUCUACCUAAGUGAAGGUUAUCUGGGGUGUGUGUGUGUUUUUGUUUUGAUUGUGUUUGUUGUGUGUUUAGCAGACUGUUCUUACUGAACCAAUAUAGCAGCUCCCACAGCC
Molecule: messenger RNA, 3182 nt
Organism: Electrophorus electricus (electric eel)
Lineage: Eukaryota; Metazoa; Chordata; Actinopteri; Gymnotiformes; Gymnotidae
Gene: usp6nl
Product: USP6 N-terminal like
Biological process (GO): regulation of GTPase activity
Molecular function (GO): GTPase activator activity; small GTPase binding
Source: RefSeq, a predicted model, not a curated record